Brassica oleracea var. oleracea is the source of this 2209-nucleotide messenger RNA. RefSeq names its product protein HAPLESS 2. The transcript is spliced from 17 exons. Lineage: Eukaryota; Viridiplantae; Streptophyta; Magnoliopsida; Brassicales; Brassicaceae. The coding region runs from base 1 to 2163 and encodes 720 amino acids. The record is from RefSeq and is a predicted model, not a curated record.
AUGGAUCACGCGAUGUUAAUUGCUCUUAUAAUCGCCGCAGCUUUCCUCUUUGUAUUCAACAAAGUGGACGGAGUCCAGAUCUUGUCUAAAUCAAAGCUAGAAAAGUGUGAGAAGACAAACGAUUCAGGAAACCUCAACUGCUCAACUAAAAUCGUCUUGAAUCUCGCUGUCCCCAGUGGAUCCAGCGGAGGAGAGGCUUCGAUUGUAGCCGAGAUCGUCGAAGUGGAAGAUAAUUCGAGUAGCAACAUGAAGACCGUACGUAUCCCACCGGUUAUCACAGUGAACAAAUCAGCAGCAUAUGCUCUCUAUGACCUAACUUACAUUAGGGAUGUGCCUUAUAAACCUCAAGAGUUUCACGUUACCACUCGAAAGUGUGAGCCAGAUGCUGGACCAGAUAUCGUUGGAAUAUGCGAGAGGCUGCGUGAUGACAAAGGUAACGUUCUGGUGCAGACUCAGCCUGUCUGUUGUCCAUGUGGACCACAAACAAGAGUUCCUUCAUCUUGUGGAGACAUAUUUGAGAAGUUGAUAAAAGGGAAAGCAAACACUGCGCAUUGCCUUCGUUUCCCUGGUGACUGGUACCACGUUUUCAGCAUUGGACAACGGUCUCUAGGGUUUAGCGUGCGUAUUGAGUUGAAGACAGGAACUAGAGUUUCAGAAGUGAUCAUUGGUCCUGAAAAUAGAACAGCUACUGCAAAUGAUAACUUCCUCAAGGUUAAUCUCAUAGGAGACUUUGCUGGUUACACAAGUAUUCCUUCUUUUGAGAACUUCUAUCUUGUAAUCCCAAGAGAGGUGGCGGCAGAGGGACAGCCAGGGAACUUAGGUGGAAACUACUCAAUGUGGAUGCUGCUUGAGAGAGUGAGAUUUACAUUGGAUGGCAUAGAGUGUGACAAGAUCGGUGUUGGCUAUGAAGCUUAUAACAACCAACCAAACUUCUGUUAUGCACCAUAUUGGAGUUGCUUGCAUAAUCAACUUUGGAACUUCCACGAGGCAGAUGUGAACCGGAUAAACCGCCACCAGUUUCCUUUGUAUGGACUGGAAGGAAGAUUUGAGAGGAUCAAUCAACAUCCAAACGCAGGGCCUCAGUCGUUCUCUAUAGGAGUCACGGAAACGCUCAACACAAAUCUAAUGAUCGAGCUAAGAGCUGAUGAUAUUGAAUAUGUUUUCCAAAAGAGCCCUGGUAAGAUCAUAAACAUCGCAAUACCGACUUUCGAGGCACUAAAACAAUUUGGAGUUGCUGCAGUCACAACCAAGAACACCGGUGAAGUAGAAGCAUCUUAUAGCUUAACGUUUGAUUGCUCCAAAGGUGUGGCUUUCGUUGAGGAGCAAUUCUUCAUUAUAAAACCAAAUGAUGUUACAACUCGAUCUUUUAAGCUGUACCCUACCAAAGAUCAGGCUGCAAAAUAUAGAUGCACAGCUAUACUAAAGGAUUCUCAGUUCAACGAAGUAGACAGAGCCGAGUGCCAAUUCAGCACGACAGCUACCGUACUUGACAAUGGAACUCAGGUUACUAAUCCGUUUCAAAUUCCAGAGACUCUCCCUAAAGGUUUCUUUGAAUCGAUUAGGCUAAUAUGGACCAAACUAGUGAAUGGUUUAGUCGAUUUCAUCACCGGAGAAUCUUGCAGAAACAAAUGCUCGAGUUUCUUCGACUUCAGCUGCCACAUUCAAUACGUUUGCUUGAGCUGGAUGGUUAUGUUCGGCCUCCUCCUCACUCUCUUCCCUACCACUUGUGUCCUUCUCUGGCUCUUGCACCAAAAGGGACUCUUUGAUCCUUUAUACGACUGGUACGAAGAUCAUUUUGAUUCAGAUCAUCAUAGGUUAUUAUUACAACAAACCAGAGAAAUCGCCUUAAACCACCGCCAUCAUCAUCGUCGUCCUCAUCAUCACCAGCAUCGCCAUGGUGUCAACACGCAUAAUCACCACCAUCGUCGUAGAGUAAACCACAGACACAAACACCAUAAUCAUGGGCAUGAUGAUGACGACGAUGUUUUGCAGAAGAUUCUUGAACGUGACCACAAUGACUCUCACUAUUACCAAAAUCUUCGCCGAGUCCACAAAGAUGGCAAGCAGAAGCAGCGUAGGCGAGGAGAGAAGCACGGGAUCGUCGUGCCAUCUGAUGUGGACGUGGACAGACGGAGGAAAGUGAGGCAAAGGGAGGGGAGUUAAAAGAGAUAUCGUCUAUCCUCUAAACAUUAUGGCUUUUAUUCAUAAC